Molecule: messenger RNA, 849 nt
Organism: Phragmites australis (common reed)
Lineage: Eukaryota; Viridiplantae; Streptophyta; Magnoliopsida; Poales; Poaceae
Product: transcription factor bHLH111-like
Exons: 10
Coding region: 43-849 (268 amino acids)
Biological process (GO): regulation of transcription by RNA polymerase II
Cellular component (GO): nucleus
Molecular function (GO): RNA polymerase II cis-regulatory region sequence-specific DNA binding; DNA-binding transcription factor activity, RNA polymerase II-specific; protein dimerization activity
Source: RefSeq, a predicted model, not a curated record
GCCUGCCUCCAUGUGGUGACGAUCAUAGUUUGGUCAUACACAAUGUGGAACUGCUCUGCGCCGUCCUCGCUCUUGCUGCCGUCCGGCGACGACUACUUGAAGUGCGAAAACUCUAGCUCACCGGCAGGUGCUGUAGGUCUGGACAAGAUACUAGCAGCGGAGUAUGAUCUGUGCCAUACUCUGAACUUGUCACCGUCGCUUCAGAGCCUUCAGACACCGACGAUUUUUGCGAUGCACGGUUCAGAGGGCUGCUAUCUAGGAAUAGGGGCGAAUCCGAUCUACAGCGGCGAGGCCAGGCCGGCAUUUGCGCAGUUCAGUUGCACCCAGACAACAACUGCUGCUCACUCGGUGAAAUGGACGGCAGCGGGGACGGCAACGACCGGUGAUAGCAGCCGUCUCAGGGGCUCGAAGAGGCUCAAGACAACGGCCACAGCGACAGCACAAGGUCCACAGCACGGCCUGCAGUGCAAUGCGAAGCCGAGGAAUCAGCCUGUGAAGGCACCAUGUAAGAGGAGCCAGAAGCUCGGGGACAAGAUCACAGCACUUCAGCAGCUAGUCUCUCCUUACGGCAAGACGGAUACCGCAUCGGUACUCCACGAGACAGCCACCUGCAUCAAGCGCCUCCACGAGCUGAUCCAGAUUCUUACUGCCUCCUACCCUGAAAUCGGUUCUCCAGCGUCACAGCAGGACACCGGAGAAGAGGAAGGCGCGACAGGUCUGCACCGGCGAGGCCUGUGCCUCGCGCCAUUGUCCCCGGCCGUCGUGCGGUUUGUGGCUUCCGAGGCCGCGCACAGCCACCGCGACACGGCCGACGCGGAGGAUCGGUGGCGCUUGCUCGGCACGCUGUAG